AUGUCUGACCUCACUGCAAAUGGGUUAACACCCGCUACCCGCGUGGCUAACGGCGAGACCCCUCCCAAUUGGGUCCCUUGCGCCGAGCAACCUGCCUUUGCGCGACGGAAACUCAAGAUAAUCUGUAUCGGCGCGGGCUACUCGGGUUUGACACUUGCCCACAAGAUCGACCACGAGCUGAAGCUCGGCGAUGUCGUGGAUUUCAAGAUCUACGAGAAGAAUCCCCAGGUCGGCGGAACCUGGUUCGAGAAUACCUAUCCUGGUGUUGCUUGUGAUGUCCCGGCUCAUGCAUACACAUUUUUAUUCGAGCCUAACCCAACCUGGUCCCAAUUCUAUGCACCCGGUCCCGAGAUUGAGGAAUACAUUCAACGAACAACGAAGAAAUGGAACUUGGACAAAGACGUCCAGUUUAACACCCGUGUUACUGAGACCGUGUGGAACGAAGAGCUCGGAAAGUGGAAAGUGGUGGUAGACCAAAAUGGUACAAUCACGCAUGACGAGGCCGAUAUUCUGGUCAAUGCGUCCGGUUUCUUGAACAAAACCAACUGGCCCAAGAUUGAGGGCCUGUCGAGUUUCAAGGGCAAGUUGAUUCACACUUCGACUUGGGAUAACACCUACGACUGGGAGAACAAGCGUGUCGCAGUCAUUGGUAAUGGCUCCUCCGGAAUUCAAUGCGUCGCUGCAAUGCAGCCGAAGGUUGCCAGACUUGUCAACUUUGUGCGCAGUCCGACCUGGGUCUCUGUCAACUUUUGCGCGGAGAUGACAGAAAGUGGAGGCAAUUUUACCUUCACAGAAGAGGAGAAAAAGAAGUUCGCGGAAGAUCCAGAGGCUCAUUUCAAGUACCGAAGAGGGUUGGAGAACAGUGUCAAUGCGUUCUUUUUUGGUAUGUAUAAAGGCCACCCGAUGCAAUUGGGCUUGACACAGGCUUCUGCGGAUCAAAUGGCGGAGCGAAUGAAGGGAAUCUCUGACCCAGAAGUUGUGUCAAAGAUGCUUUCUCAUGAUUUCCGUCCUGGCUGCCGUCGCUUGUCGCCAGGAGAUGGGUAUCUGGAGGCUUUCCACAAGGACAAUGCGACUCUCACCUUCGAUCCAAUCGAAAGUAUCACAGAACAUGGUAUCAAGACAUCGAAAGGUGACGAGCAAGAAUUUGAUGUGAUCGUCUGUGCCACAGGGUUUGACACGUCCUUUAUUCCAUCUUGGAAGCUGGUUGGCCGCAAUGGAGCCAGAUUGGAAGAGCGAUGGAAAGUCAACCCCGAGGCCUUCUUUGCGGUCCAAGUGGAGUCAAUGCCGAACUACUUUAUCUUCAACGGGCCGAAUUGCCCUAUCUCCCAUGGCUCGCUUUUGACCGAGGUCUCUUGGACAUGUGAUUACAUUCUCCGGUGGGCGGAGAGGAUUGCUGAACAUGAUAUCAAGUCAAUUGAUGUCAAGAAGGAAGCCAUGGAAGACUAUAACGUUUGGUGUCAGGAGUUCCUCAAGCGUACGGUCUGGUCGGAUGAGUGUCGGAGCUGGUACAAAAACGGAAAGAGUAAAGGCCAAGUCACCGGAGUAUACCCGGGCACGAUUUUACACUUCAAAGACUGCCUUGAAAACAUUGGCGGGGAGCACUUCAAUGUUGACUACCGCUCUAAGAACCGGUUCCGAUGCCUAGGUAACGGUGAAAGUGUGCGUGAUCUGAAUGGGGCAGGUGAUUUGGCGUGGUACAUGGACGAUUUGAAAGUCACCACACCACCACUCCAAGUCAACGGCACAAACGGCACAAACGGCACAAAUGGCACAGUUUGA
Molecule: messenger RNA, 1779 nt
Organism: Penicillium psychrosexuale
Lineage: Eukaryota; Fungi; Ascomycota; Eurotiomycetes; Eurotiales; Aspergillaceae
Product: flavin-containing monooxygenase
Exons: 7
Coding region: 1-1779 (592 amino acids)
Molecular function (GO): N,N-dimethylaniline monooxygenase activity; flavin adenine dinucleotide binding; NADP binding
Source: RefSeq, a predicted model, not a curated record